GAACAACAAUAAACGGCUGAAGCCCUCGGCGCAGACAAGUGGAUUAUACAUAAAACAUUUCCUUAAAAAACAUAAAUACAUUUUCCAGAGAAUGGAUCCUGUAGACGACAGCCCUCCAUCCGGUGUUACCGAAGAGAAGACUGCUGCGCAAAAACGAGCUGAAAUUCGGAGACGAAAAUUGCUGAUGAAUUCCGAGGACAGAAUGAAUAAAAUUGUUGGCAUGAGUAAACACGAAGGAGAAAACAACGAAGCUUCCGGACGAGUCAGGGAGCCGAGAUUCCAUUUGGAUCUAGACAGGAAUGAGACCUCCUCACCCUCCAUCUCCUCCAAAAGACUCUCUCCCUACCUCUCCGAAACAGUGGGCAGCAGUGGUACGCCGAGCGGGACCCCAGAGAGGAGAGGGUCUCCCCAGCCCGAGAGCAGUGAGGUUCUUAGUGGUGGAGUCAGAGGUGAGGAUGUGGCCAGGGGAGGACAGCAGAGGCCGUGGGGGGAGCUGUCAGGAGACGAACACUCUCGUGGUCCACGCAGGAGGUUACAGAAAUACCUGUCGCGCUUUGAUGAUGCGGUCAAGCUCAGAGGCCAGAUAGCCAAUGAGAAAACAGCCCAGGGCGGUAAUUCAGACCCAGAGGAGCUGGACUCCUUCCGGCUCUUUCGGCUGGUCGGCAGUGUCACGCUGGCCCUGUUUGUCAGGAUCUUUGUUUGCAAGUAUUUGUCCAUAUUUGCACCAUUUCUGACCCUUGAGCUGGCCUACAUGGGCUUACACAACUAUUUUCCAAAGGUGGAGAAGAAGGCGACCACCACUGUUCUCACAGCUGCACUCCUGCUCUCCGGGAUUCCAGCGGAGGUGAUUAAUCGUUCCAUGGACACUUACAGGAAAAUGGGUGACGUCUUUGCCGAUCUUUGUGUCUACUUCUUCACCUUCAUCCUGUGUCAUGAGCUUCUCCUGCUCUUUGGCUCUGAAAUGCCCUGAUGGACGGAUCAGAUGACUGGGUGUGCUCACCUCCCCCCCUGCUUCAUUAGUGACUCAGAUGCACACUACAUGCUCUCCUCCUCUCCUCCAGAGGGAGACUGAUUAUGUCCACCAUUCAACAGAAAGCCUUUUGUGCGUGGGACUAAGAGGUGAAAGGGUUUUUCUUCUGUGUGUGUGUGUUUUGGAAGAUUCAGACACCACGGAAGCUGCUCGAAGUUUCAGGUUUUUCACUGACGUCUUUUCAGCGGUGCAGGGCCCAGUGAUGGCUUGUUUGAUAUAUUCCAUGUGUGGAUCAUGGUUUUCUGUGUUUCUUAGUCUGCUGAAUGCAGUUUAAUUUUGUAAAGGUGCAAAGCUUUGUGGCUGUUGUUGAAUGUGCAUUAAUCACGUAGUGAGAGAUUACAGAUGCCUGUGAACAGUGGGUUCUGCGUGGACAGAACUGUGUAAGAUAGUCAUGCUGUUUAAAAUGCAUAGGGAAAUGUGAAUGUGUGGAGAUGGGUCUGUCGCCUUAUUCAUCAUCAGUCAUAUGUACCCUACUGCAUGUCAUUUUCUGUUGAUUCUGUGUUGAAACUGAAUUCAAAUUAAAUUAUUCCAGUUGCUGAGGUUUGACCUCGAGCUUGGACGUUGCCGAGUGACUGUUCUUUUUGCGGGGCCCAGCACCGCUGGGCUGUCAUCACUCUAACUGUUAGUAUUAUUUUUCCAGAGGGGCGGAGGCCCAUUCCACCUGACUCAGUUUGAUUUUUCUUCUUCUUUGUGGAUGUUAAUGACAAAGCACGUGGUCAGUUUUUCUGAAAUCUGGCACGCUGAUCGAUGGUCUUGCCAGUGUAACCCGGAAUGUUUUGAUGUUGACAGUAAUACCCCGGCCGACUUCCUGUCCUUAAAAUGUGGAGAUAACAUAUUUUGCUCCUUCCUACGACUCUGGAAGUUCUCUCUGUUGUACAUUUUUGUAAGUUUGGCCUUGACGUGCGCAGUCCACUAUUUUGGGUUUUUGGAAAUGAGUCCAAACCAGACGAAUGCUGUGAGGCCACAGUAACCACUCACACACAGAGCCACCUGCACCACUAAAGGCUAAUGUUUUCAAACAGAGUGUU
Molecule: messenger RNA, 2058 nt
Organism: Chanos chanos (milkfish)
Lineage: Eukaryota; Metazoa; Chordata; Actinopteri; Gonorynchiformes; Chanidae
Gene: camlg
Product: calcium modulating ligand
Exons: 4
Coding region: 92-970 (292 amino acids)
Biological process (GO): tail-anchored membrane protein insertion into ER membrane
Cellular component (GO): GET complex
Source: RefSeq, a predicted model, not a curated record